Molecule: messenger RNA, 1072 nt
Organism: Orussus abietinus
Lineage: Eukaryota; Metazoa; Arthropoda; Insecta; Hymenoptera; Orussidae
Product: protein KTI12 homolog
Exons: 6
Coding region: 219-1043 (274 amino acids)
Source: RefSeq, a predicted model, not a curated record
AGUGGUCUAUCGAAGAAGGGGCUUGGAUUUUUUCCACGGGCGUUUCAAGAUGAUUUAAUGCAUUUUAAGGCUGUCUACGUCUUUCUGCACGUUUCUGCUUAUUUUCUUAUCACGAUUCAUCCCUCUCUAACUUUUUCAAAAUGGCGGCGCACAGGGUUGACCCAGCGGCACGUGAAUGUUUAAUAUACUAAAGUUAAAUCGUCGUAUCAGCUCGGAAGAUGCCUUUAAUAGUGAUAACAGGAAUCCCGGCCAGCGGAAAAACGUCAAGAACUGCGGAACUAAAGGAAUUUUUCGAAAACAAGAAAGGGACGAAAGUUGAGGUUAUCAGUGAACGCGAUGCCAUUGUCAAAGCUGGUUAUGACAAGAACACGUAUUAUGCUGAUUCGAGGAAAGAGAAAAGCGUACGAUCCGAUAUCAAGUCAAAUGCACAGCGAUUAUUGAGCCCACACGAUGUCCUGAUAAUAGAUGGUACUAAUUAUAUUAAGGGCCACCGAUAUGAAAUUUACUGUAUGAGUAAAUCGUACAAAACGCCGCAAUGUACUAUUCACUGCGAUCUACCGGUUGAACAUGCGUGGUUAUUUAAUGAACGAUUACCUGAAACGGAGCGAUAUACUAGAGAAAUCUUUGACGCUCUAGUGAUGAGGUAUGAACCACCGGAUAAUAAGAAUCGCUGGGAUUCACCACUGUUCGCGGUAACGCCAGAAGAUGAGUUAAAAUUGGAGGAGAUAUACUGUGCUUUGUACAAAGUAAAGGCACCGAAACCAAAUAUGAGCACUCAGAGCCCACCUCUGUCAUCAGGGAACUAUCUGUACGAGCUUGACAAGGUUACGCAAGAUGUUGUUACCGCUAUUUUAUCUGCUAAACAGUUGGGUAUAGAGAAUGAUAUUAAGAUUCCUGGCUGCGAGACAACUGUCGAGAGAUCAGGAAACACACCUCAGUUAACAAAAUUAAGAAGGCAAUUUUUGACGUACAGCAAGAUGCAACAAAUCGAGCCUAAUCAAAUAGCUUUGCUAUUUGUGCAGUACCUCAAUAAAAGUUUAUAACAUCAUUUUGUUAUAUUUUUUUUAACUUA